AUGUAUCAUCGCCCGAAGAUUCUUUUACUCUGCCUUAUUCUACUUCAAAUCCGACCGUUCAGCACUCUGCCCACCAUUAAUCAACCAUUCCCGGAUUCAAGAAAUUAUUUUAGUCCAACUGAGAAGCAACCACUUUUCAAGCCACCCGAAUUGGAGGAGACCAUCGAGGAAGUGCAGCGUAUUUUGUCACAAGACCCUUCGUUGCCACGCCUGACGAGAGGUGAAAUCGAGGAGCUCUAUGAGAAGGUGACGCGCGAAGAGUACCAAAAAAGCAUUGCAGCUGGCGAUAUGGGACGCGCGGAUAGCAUGCGUGCGCUCAUGCUGGUGCUGCCAUACAAUACGGACAAUAAAACUGAGGGCAACAUACAGGAGCUCUACACACGCCCGCCUGUGACGAGAGUAAUCGAUUCUUACACAUCACACCAGCCAAUCAAAUUCAUUACACCCGAUCCGAGCGCGCCAGUAAAACUUGAAACAGCGAAUAUUGGAAACUUCGCAGCGACCACCUAUAAACCUGCUUAUACGCUGAAAACGCGCCAAGCGUUUGCGCCCAGCCCGACCACUUAUCAUCCGCUACCACCGGCGCCAGUCAUGCUGAAGAUGACUGCGCCAUCUCAGCGCACACCCAGCGGUUUUCAACCCGUCACUAAUAGCAUAAACGGCGCCAUCUAUGAAACGAAUAUGGAACGAAAUCCAACGCCAAAGCCAGUGCACCGUUAUAGCAGCCAUUAUAGCGCGAAGAAUGCUGAGUUCCUCAAGCAGCGCAGGCCGAAACCUGAUCAGACGACGACUGUACGCCCAGUGGCGGAUGUCUUAGAGAGUUUAGGUAUUGUUGGACAAACACAGUCACGCAAUCGAUUCACCAUCGACGAUUACUAUGCGGCAGAGAGCGCACCACAGCCAGUUAUAUCGACUUAUGUGCCACAGACGAUAGGCAUUUCACAGCUAAAAGAGCUGCAGGGGUAUAGUCUGUCGCCGAAGAUUAAGCCCGAUGCUUAUUCGAGCUUCAAGCCACUAAAUAUUGGCGAGGAGAUACGCGUCAAGCCUGAGGUGGAGGGUUAUCUUACACGUUUCGGUAUUGUUGGUGGCCGUAAGCGUAAGGAUUUGAAGAAGGGAAACAAUAAUGUGAGGGGCCAAAGCACUGAGCUCGCGGCUGGUGGAAGCGAGAUUUCUACAGCAAAGUUGCCGAGACGUGGCACACCAGCUAGUGCGAAUAAAGCAGCGAGCAGUGAGCUGGAGAAACUGCUCGAGAAUUUGCAGGAGCUUGAGCGUUUAAAUAUCAAUCCGAAAGUAUUGAGCCCCACCACAACCAUACGACCGACGACUACGACCACAAGGAGCACAACUACUCCUGCACCUACAACACCCAAUCUGAUAACAAACGGCGAGCCGCUACUAAUUGAACCGAAAAAACCACGUAGACGCAUAGAUCCGAAUAUCGAUAUUAACUUCGGCAACUCGGGUAAUCACCAGACCGAAACAACUAACACCGACCAACUUAACAAGUUGCUCGAAAAUUUACAGGAACUUGAGCGAUUGCGUAUUAAUCCAGAUAAUGUGCUGAAGAACAUUGCACCCACUGCAAAACCUGCUAGCGUUGCACGCACAGGCACGCAGCAAUUCGCCACACCAACGCCACGCACGGCGAGUUUAGUGAACCGUUUCAACGAGCUUGCGCUGCAAUCCACGCCAGCUACGCGCAGCUCAGCGCAGCCGGAUGCGGCACAACUACAGCAAGUCUUGCGGCAAUUGCAGUCGGUGGAGCAGACGAAUGCGCGCACAACAAAGAAGCCACAAGCUCAGCCAGUAAGAGCGGGGGGAGGAUUCCUAAGCGGGCUGGGUGGGCUCGGAGGCCUCGGUGGUGCAGACGUUUUGAAUCUGCAGAAACUGCUAACCGACGAUCGCGAGCUUGAGCGGUUAUAUGAGCAGGCGCGUGCCGGACAAACUGGGAGAGUAGUGUCACCUAUAAGUCUCAUCGAAAAAUAA
Messenger RNA from Rhagoletis pomonella (apple maggot), 1986 nucleotides. RefSeq lists its product as uncharacterized. Lineage: Eukaryota; Metazoa; Arthropoda; Insecta; Diptera; Tephritidae. The record is from RefSeq and is a predicted model, not a curated record. Bases 1 to 1986 code for a protein of 661 amino acids. The transcript is spliced from 4 exons.